AUGUAAGUGAAAGAUUUAACAACUUAAAAGGUAAAUCAAACAGAAUUUGGAGGACCAAAUGUUCUUAAAUUAGGAGAAUCCUUAAUACCUAAACCAAAUUAAAACUAAUCUCUAAUUGAGAUUCAUUCAACAUCUAUCAACAGAGCUGAUACACUAUAGAGAUAAGGCAAAUAUCCUCCACCAAAAGGAGUCACAAAUAUUUUAGGAUUGGAAUUUGCUGGCUAUGAACUUGAUACUGAAGGGAAUAGAUUAAGGAGAGUCAUGGGAAUAUUAUCAGGUGGAGGGUAUGCCUAAUAUGUUGCAGUUAAUAAGGAUCAUUUAAUAGAUGUCCCUUCUAACAUACCAUUGGAUGCUGCUGGUGGAAUUAGUGAAAUCUAUUUGACAGCAUAUUUAUAAUAUAAAUUAUCAGAAUUAAAAAAAGGGAACUCAUGUUUAGUGUAUGCAGCAGCUUCGGGAGUUGGCUAAGCUACCUUAUAAUUAUGUAAUCAUUUUGGAGUAAUUGGAAUUGCCAGUUGUUCACAAUUAAAAGUUUAGAAAAUCCAACAAUACACUAAUUAUAUUGUUCAUAGAGAUUAAUCGAUUAAAGAUUAAAUUUCACAGAUUAAAUAGUAUCAACCUUAAGGAGUAGCAGCAGUUUUCGAUUGUGUUGGCCAAUAAAAUUAUCAAAUGACUUUAGAGACCUUAGGUAUGGAUGGUAAAUGGAUUCUCUAUGGUUUAUUGACAGGAGGUUCAAUUGAAAAAUUCAAUCUUGCUCCAUUAUUGGCAAAACGAAUUAAUCUAAUCAAUUCAACACUAAGAUCACGCUCUGAUUAAUUUAAGGCAGAACUUGCUAAGGAUUUUACAAGGACCAUUUUGCCUGUUAUUGAAAAUGGGUAAAUUGCCAUUCCAAUACAAUCUGUUACCAAAGUAUAGUGGAAUGAAGAGGGAAUCAAUUAAAUUAUUCGAUUACAUACAGAAAUGGAACAAAACAGAAAUGUAGGAAAAUUAAUAGUUUCAUUUUAAAAUGAUUGAUUUAAAGCAUAGCUAAAUUUAAAUUUUAUCAUGAUUUUU
Paramecium tetraurelia is the source of this 1050-nucleotide messenger RNA. RefSeq lists its product as uncharacterized. The transcript has 3 exons. Lineage: Eukaryota; Ciliophora; Oligohymenophorea; Peniculida; Parameciidae. Gene Ontology annotation, molecular function: oxidoreductase activity. The record is from RefSeq and is a predicted model, not a curated record.